GGGUGGAGAGAGUGAGAGAGGGUGUCCCGUCCGCAGACAAGCAGAGAGCAGCUGCAACCUUCACAUCGCAAAGGAUUUUCACCGCAUUGCGAAUUUAAAAGAGGGGUUAACAAACUCCUAUCUUCCCCCCCUUCUACAAGGCGAGUCUCGACUCACCUUUAAAAAAAAAAAAAAAAAAAAAACCCAAGGAAAAAAAACCAACCCCAAAACAUCCAUAUUGUCCAAAGAUGGUCGACCGUGAGCAGCUGGUGCAGAAAGCCAGGCUGGCCGAGCAGGCUGAGAGAUAUGACGACAUGGCAGCCGCUAUGAAGUCGGUAACGGAGCUGAACGAGGCCCUGUCCAACGAGGAGAGGAACCUCCUGUCGGUGGCCUACAAGAACGUGGUGGGCGCCCGCCGCUCCUCCUGGCGCGUUAUCUCCAGCAUCGAGCAGAAGACGUCGGCCGACGGCAACGAGAAGAAAAUCGAGAUGGUGCGCGCCUACCGGGAGAAGAUCGAGAAGGAGCUAGAGGCGGUGUGCCAGGACGUGCUCAACCUGCUGGACAACUUCCUGAUCAAGAACUGCAGCGAGACGCAGCACGAGAGCAAAGUCUUCUACCUGAAGAUGAAGGGCGACUACUACCGCUACCUGGCCGAGGUGGCCACGGGCGAGAAGCGCGCCACCGUGGUGGAGUCGUCAGAGAAGGCCUACAACGAGGCGCACGAGAUCAGCAAGGAGCACAUGCAGCCCACCCACCCCAUCCGCCUGGGCCUGGCGCUCAACUACUCCGUCUUUUACUACGAGAUCCAGAACGCGCCCGAGCAGGCCUGCCACCUGGCCAAGACCGCCUUCGACGACGCCAUCGCCGAGCUGGACACCCUCAACGAGGACUCCUACAAAGACUCCACGCUCAUCAUGCAGCUGCUGCGAGACAACUUGACACUGUGGACAAGUGACCAGCAGGACGACGAGGGCGGGGAGGGCAACAACUAGACAGGGGGAAAACAGGGGAAAAAAAGGAAAAAAGGGGAAAUCUCCCGAGUAGAGAAAAUUAAAAAAGAGUCAUUGCGAAAAAGGCCGGUGGACUUUGGCAGCCGCUUUUGCCGACGACACAAGCGCAGCAGCAGUUCUUUAUUUUUCCAUGUGUUUGAAGAAAAGAAUGAAAAAGAAGGCGAGAGAGGUUAGUUUAAAUAUAUAUAGUAAUAUAUAUACGGUCGAAAGGGCCUCCUUCUUGGUCUUGUUGAUUUCCUCUUUCACAUUUGCUCCACUGAUACUUCGUCAGCCAAUCAGGCUCGAGCGGUCGUCGACUAUGUCGGGUUGAGAUGGCCACCUCGCGCCGGCACCAGAACUGGUCUGUCGAGACAAGCUGCUUACUUUUUUUUUUUUUAAACACAUUUUAUUUCUAUUUAUUUGUUUGCGUGAUAAUGUCGCGUCCUGCAGGGAGCACGUGCGUCACAGCUUGGUUCCAAGAACUAGUCCAAACCCAGGAAGUCUGACUAAUUUCUAAUGAUUUGGCAAUAAUUUGGAAUGAUGCAUUUGAUUGUUUGAAAAGAAAAUAAGAAUACUAAAUAGCACACGUUUUUGGCGGCGACGCAACAACAACAAAAAAAAGCGAAAAAAAAAGAAUGAGCAGCUUCAGAGUUUGUGGUUUAUUCCUGUGUUUGUUUUCAUUUAAUGCACUUGCCUACUAUACUGUUUCUUCAGUGUACGAUGAUGACAAACCAUAAUAAUAUUCAAUAUUGUGCAUGCUGGUGAUGUAUUUAUAUACAGUAGCUUGACUUUAUUAACUUAUAAUGUGGGUGUUGAGUAUUCAUAUGACUGAGAAAAAUUACGCAAGCUUUCUGUCUAAUUUAUUUUAUUUUGUUUAUCGAAAUGAUCGUUAAAAAAAAGAAUACAUAUAUAUAUAUAUAUACAUAUAUAUAUAUCUAUAAAAUUGAGCUGUACUGGGCGUUGCUUUAGUGACAUGCAAUAUGUGUUUAAUUUGUCAAUGACAGAACAAAAUAAUAAAAUUAAAAAAAAUUAAAAAAGGACGCUAGAACCUCACUACUGCGCUCACUCUAUCUUGCCAGCUGGUGUUUGUCACAUUAAAAUAUAAAAUAUGACACAUCAGUAUUAUUAUUUUUCUCUGUCAUGCAUUCUGGUUUGAUUAAUGGUGACUCGUUUUUUCCCCCCCAACAUGGACCAUUUUUGUUUUGAUACCUGUUCCUGAGUGACAAAAAAUAUCUUGAAUGUGAGUCAUUAUGUAGCAGCUGCACAAGAAACGAAAACAACAGCUAUGAUAAUAAUAAAAAGAUUAUGACUGAAUGAUCAGUGCACCGUU
Messenger RNA from Entelurus aequoreus (snake pipefish), 2298 nucleotides. RefSeq names its product 3-monooxygenase/tryptophan 5-monooxygenase activation protein, gamma polypeptide 2 (gene ywhag2). NCBI's taxonomy places the organism in Eukaryota, Metazoa, Chordata, Actinopteri, Syngnathiformes, Syngnathidae. Gene Ontology annotation, cellular component: cytoplasm. The coding region runs from base 228 to 971 and encodes 247 amino acids. The record is from RefSeq and is a predicted model, not a curated record. Gene Ontology annotation, biological process: signal transduction. The transcript is spliced from 2 exons. Gene Ontology annotation, molecular function: protein kinase C binding.